This is a messenger RNA of Benincasa hispida (wax gourd), 478 nucleotides long. Its product is annotated as non-specific lipid-transfer protein 2-like. NCBI's taxonomy places the organism in Eukaryota, Viridiplantae, Streptophyta, Magnoliopsida, Cucurbitales, Cucurbitaceae. The record is from RefSeq and is a predicted model, not a curated record. Gene Ontology annotation, biological process: lipid transport.
CAAACCCAUUCCUCUUUCUAUACCCUUCUCUCAUAACCAAAAAAAUAAUGAAAAACCUUUCGUUCACAAGUCUUCACCUUUUGGUGGUGGCAAUGGCGGCGCUUCUCACUGGAGCUCGUCUCGCCGAGGCGGUGACUUGCAGCACUAUGGAGCUUAGUCCAUGCAUCGGUGCAUUCACGUCGACGGCGCCACCGUCGGCCGCUUGCUGCAGUAAGCUGAAAGAGCAACAACCGUGCUUUUGUGGGUACAUCAAGAACCCAAAGUUGGGAGCUUACGUGAAAUCUCCUCGUGCCAAAACUGUUAUUUCCACAUGCGGUGUUUCCUUCCCCAAAUGCUAGAGGCCAUGCUUUUGAAUGGGCUUUUGUUAUGGGAAUUAAGUUUGCUUCUGCUGCGUCUACUUAUACUUAUAGGCUCUACCUUCAAUAUUAAAUGACGACUAUGAAUAAAAUGGAAACUGAACUGAUAUUUUCUUCGUCUA